This is a messenger RNA of Rhipicephalus sanguineus (brown dog tick), 1899 nucleotides long. RefSeq names its product aspartate aminotransferase, mitochondrial (gene Got2). Gene Ontology annotation, cellular component: mitochondrion. The transcript has a single exon. The coding region runs from base 131 to 1411 and encodes 426 amino acids. Gene Ontology annotation, molecular function: L-aspartate:2-oxoglutarate transaminase activity; pyridoxal phosphate binding. Gene Ontology annotation, biological process: L-aspartate catabolic process; biosynthetic process. Lineage: Eukaryota; Metazoa; Arthropoda; Arachnida; Ixodida; Ixodidae. The record is from RefSeq and is a predicted model, not a curated record.
CUGGCAACAUCAGCGAGUGCGAAAACCUCACCGGCAGCGUUAUUUCUGCUCCCGGGCCGGCGCUCGUGAAAAUCCGUCCUUUUGACCUCUCCCGUGUUUGACAGUUAACCGCACCGGAGCGCGCGCUGAAAUGGCCAACGCUCUGAAGAACUCGUUGUUUGGUUCACUGCCGAAGAGCGCUUACGGAGUAACAUGCGCACGCGCUUGCUCGUGGUGGUCACAUGUCGAAAUGGGCCCUCCCGACCCGAUCCUGGGUGUUACGGAAGCCUUCAAGAAAGACACAAACCCGAAGAAGAUGAACCUGGGUGUCGGGGCAUACCGCGACGACGCCGGAAAGCCGUACGUCCUGCCUAGCGUGCGCAAAGCCGAGGAGAUAAUUAUGUCGAAGAACUUGGACAAGGAGUACCUGCCCAUCGGAGGUAUGUCGGAAUUCUGCAAUGCCUCGGCGCAGCUGGCUUUCGGCGAAGACAGCGAUGUCGUAAAGAGCAAGCGAAACACGACGGUUCAGGGCAUAUCCGGAACGGGCUCGCUCACAAUCGGCGCUUUCUUCUUGGGCCAGUUCUUCAAGGGCAACCGCGAGAUUUACAUGCCCACACCGACGUGGGGCAAUCACAUACCACUUUUUAAGCGCGCCGGGCUCGCGGUUAAGCAGUACCGCUACUACGACCCCAAGACGUGCGGCUUCGAUUUCAGCGGCGCGCUGCAAGAUAUCGCCAAGAUACCCGAGGAAUCGGUCAUCCUUCUUCACGCGUGCGCACAUAACCCGACCGGCGUGGAUCCGAAACCGGAGCAGUGGAAGGAGAUAUCGAAAGUGAUCAAGAGCCGUCGCCUGUUUCCGUUCCUGGACAUGGCGUACCAGGGAUUCGCCACCGGAGACAUCGACCGUGACGCGGCGGCCGUGCGGCUUUUCGCCGAAGACGGCCACGGCUUUGCUGUCUCCCAGUCUUUCGCCAAAAACAUGGGCCUGUACGGCGAGCGUGUGGGCGCAUUCACGAUGGUUUGCGGCUCAAAGGAAGAAGCGGACCGUGUGAUGUCCCAGAUCAAGAUCAUCGUUCGACCCACCUACUCCAACCCGCCCAUCCACGGCGCCCGAAUCGCGCACCUGAUUUUGACCGACCCCGAGCUGCGGCAGCAGUGGCUCAAGGACGUUAAGGGCAUGGCGGAUCGCAUCAUCAGCAUGAGGACGCGACUGCGAGACGGUCUGAAGCGAGAAGGGUCCACGAAGAACUGGCAGCACAUCACCGACCAGAUCGGCAUGUUCUGUUUCACCGGCAUGACGCAAGAGCAGGUAGCUCGGCUCAUUAAGGAGUUCAGCGUCUACCUCACCAAAGACGGCCGAAUCUCAGUGGCAGGCAUUUCUUCAAACAACGUAGACUACUUGGCACACGCGAUGCACCAGGUCACCAAGUGAAGAUAUGUCUUCACCACCGGCUUAGGGCAUCCAUACGCAAGACGACACAGUAUAAGCCUUUGAGUGUUGCCCUUGUAGGUUGGAUCACAGUUACAUCUGCGUCAAAAAGGCCGUAGGUGGUUGGCAUCGAUGUUGCUCGCUGCCGUGCUCGUGUUUGACUACGGCUUCACUCCUAUUCUCGAGUAAGUCAUCAGUGACACCUGGGACUUGUUCCAAAUGUGCUGUACGAAAGGCAUUAACAUUUUAGUCAUUUGUCAUUGCUUUAGCAUUCUGUUGCAAUUCAUUUUUCCACUGCGACCGGUGACAGUAUUGGUGAUGAAUAUGUGUCACAUUUUAACAAGCAGGCUCGGUACAUAGUUGGUUUAACGAUGAGGAGUUUUCUCAUGAGCAUCCUUUGCUGUAAUUUCUUUGACAUUUUACUGUAGUUAUUGAGAAGUGUUCAUUUGCCGUGGUAAUAGUUUUCGUGAAAUAAAUUCAGCUUGAAAUGA